Molecule: messenger RNA, 2115 nt
Organism: Aspergillus mulundensis
Lineage: Eukaryota; Fungi; Ascomycota; Eurotiomycetes; Eurotiales; Aspergillaceae
Exons: 1
Coding region: 1-2115 (704 amino acids)
Source: RefSeq, a predicted model, not a curated record
AUGAACCCGUGGAUCCUCCUCUGUGUGUCUGCCUUGUUCCACUCCGUUGUUGGUGAUCAGCAACCGUUAAGCGUCCCUGCGUCCGACAUCAGUGUCCUCCCCCCCGCGCGGCCCAUCACCCUCCACGACUUCUACAUCUCAACCGACGACAGCGGCAACCCCCAGUGCUGCCCCAUCGGGACGGUCUUCAAUGGCCGCGAGUGCAUCUUCCUCCACACCUCCGUGUGCCCUCCAAACACGCUGCAGCUGGGCAAUACCUGCGUCGCCGACCCAUCCUGCCCCCCAGCCUUCAACUUCGACGGCAAACAAUGCAUCUCCAAUCGGCCUCCAAUCUGCCCCCCCGGGGCCCGUUUCGACGGCAAUGCAUGCAUUGGCGAGGCCAGUCCCUCAUGCCCCCCUGGAACCGUGUACAAUGGCCAUGCGUGUGUCGGAACCAGCCCUGCCGCGUGUCCUCCGAACUACAGAUUGAAAGACAACAUCUGCGUCACGGCCCAGUCCCCGUCCUGUGGCGAGGACAUGCAGUUCGACGGCCGCGGAUGCUCGAGCUCCCAGCCCCCUGUCUGUCCACCUGGAACCCAGCUUUCCAACGGCGUGUGCGUCUCCAUCGUGCCUCCUUCAUGUCCUCCGCCGCUCCGCUUCCAGGGCAACACCUGCGUGACCUCCUCCAAGCCCGACUGCCCGCCCGGAACUCGGUUUGACGGCGCUGCUUGCAUCUCGCAGCUCCCUCCAACCUGCAGCACCGGCGUCUUUGACGGUAAAGUGUGCAAGGACACGCAGCCCCCAAGCUGCCCCCCAAGCACCGUGCUUCAAGGCUCGCUUUGCGUGACCCAGGGAGGCCCUGCGUGUCCGCCGGGGCAAAGCCUGUCCACCCACCAGAGCCAGGCCCGCUGCUGUGUGAGCGGGCUCACCUGGGAUGGAUCAGUCUGUGUCCUGAAACCACAACCCGGCAAGCCAUGCCCUCCUGGAAGCACAUUCAAUGGCGAUAAAUGCAUCUACACGCCCACCGUCGAGCCCAGCUGCCCUGAAGGCACCAACUUCAACGGGAAGGACUGCGUCUCAUCCAGCCAGCCUUCCUGCCCCCCUGGUACCGCUUUCAACGGCCAUGUCUGCCUGAGCAGCGAGCCUCCCCAGUGUCCGCCCAGCACCAGCUUCGACGGCCGCAACUGCGUCUCCACCGAACCCCCAUCCUGCCCACCCGGCACCGCCUUGAACGGAAACAACUGCAUUGCCUCCACCCCCCCAGAGUGCCCUCCAGGGACCGUGUUCAGCGGCCACAACUGCAUGUCCAGCCAGCCCCCGCAGUGUCCGCCCGGCUCGACCCUGGUCGGACAGACUUGCCGCUACCCAAACACCCCCAGCUGCCCCCCUGGCGCCACAUACACCGGCCAGGACUGCAUCACCCCGCAGCCCCCAACCUGCCCACCAGGCUUCGCCUUCGACGGCAAAGACUGCGUCCACCACGACCGGCCCCGCUGCCCACCAGACUACACCUUCGACGGGAGCCACUGCGUCGCCGACAAGCGCCCAGACUGCCCAGCAGGCACCUUCUUCGACGGCCACGCCUGCCUCCACCGCGACCCGCCAACCUGCCCCCCAAACACCAGCUUCGACGGCACCAACUGCGCCGCCACCGCGAAGCCCGGCUGCCCGCCCGGCCUGACCUUCAACGGCAAGACCUGCGUCCACACCAACCCCCCGCAGUGCCCGCCCGGCUCAACCUUCGACGCCUCGCGCGCCCGCUGCGUCGCAACAACCAACCCCACCUGCCCGCCGGGCACAACCUUCGACGGCAAAGACUGCACCGACCAGCAGCGGCCGGACUGUCCGCCCGGAACGGCGUUCAACGGGGGCGCGUGCGUCUCGACGUCCCCGCCGCAGUGCCCGCCGAAUACCUCCUUCGAUGGCACGAAGUGUGUCUCGACGGACGGACCGUCGUGUCCGCCAGGCACCAGGCUGGAUCAUGGCACGUGCGUGGUGAUCUCCAGGCCGGAUUGUCCGCCCGGCACGACGUUCGAUGGGCAGAGGUGCAGCGCGGCGACGAGGCCCGAGUGCUACGAGAUGCAUGUCUGCCCGCCGGUCUCGCCUCUCGAGGAAAAAUGGUACACGGUUUCGUGA